AUUUACUUCCUCACAAAAGCAAACAAAAAUUUCCUAUUGGGUUUAACGAAUGACCUUGAAGUCAGUUUUCUAUUGGUCUACCUCAAGUUUUUCCAUCCAUAAAAAUAAAUGUAAUUUUCUUUUUGAUUAUUACUCAAUACAAAAUACUUAGUUCCUUUGUUUGAAUGUAAUAUCGAGGCUGUUAUUGUUUCACUACGAAUCAGUAAAUUAUGCAAACUCUUGUGAAAUGUAAACGAUAUGUUCAUGAAUUAACUUAGUCAAAUUUGACAUUUUUCUCAUCUUUAUAUUCCAUUUUAUAAUUUGUAAUAUGAAAUGAUCUUUAUUGAAAAAGAAACUUAUACUAACUACAGUAGUAUAAAUGAUGGUUAUGUAAUGAACCCAAUUUUUAUUAUUAAUAAUCAAAAAUUAUCGGAUUAUGUAACAGCUAAUAAUCUAGAAAGUACAAGUUGGACAUUAUGGUUAGGUAUAACAGUUGUUUUACUUACAAUGAUAAUCACAUGGAUAUUACAUAUUUCCAUUAUGAUAUCUGUUUGUAGAAAUAUGUUUAUGAAACAUAUCACAUAUUAUUAUAUCAUUUCAAUCGGAUUCGUUGUGAUGUUACAUUCAUUGUUAAAUUUUCCAGUGAACAUCAUAAGUGACUUAAUUGUGAUUUUAAUUAAGGUAUAUAUUUGAGAGAAUAAAUUGAUUGCGGAUUAUAUAAUUGGCUUGAACAGUGAAAAUGAACAUCUUCAACAUUUUUGUUGUAUAUCAAUUGCUUCCGAGACAAUCGUUUGCCAUGCAAUUUUAUUGCACCUUUUAGGAUCAAGUUUAGAUACACAUUUUCGACUAACAAAACCAAAAUGGUUUUCUAAUACGACGAAUAUGUCAAGUAGAAAAUAUUUACUGGCUAUACGCUUGAAGAUAGCUGCACCAUGGAUAGUGAGUAUAUUACAGACCGGUGCACAAAUUAUACUAAGUGAUUCAUUUCCACCUGCUUAUUUGGAAGAAGGCAGAUUGUGUACAUCGCCUGAUGUUAAUUUUUUAAUAUUACGUACAUUAGUUGCAUUUCUGCUACCCUUAUUAACUAGUAUAAUAAUUUUAUUUAUGACUGCGCAUCGAGUACAAACGUUACAAUGUCAACAAAAAGAGAAUAAAACAAACGUGAAAUCUUUGAAUAUUCAACAGAAGAAACUGAAUGAUACAAUUAGCUCUCAAGUGAAAAAGCAAACAAAUUGUUGUCAUAUUACUUCUUGUAUAAAUAAAUACUGUAAAUCACGUAAACAUAAAGUGAAAUUAAUCCCCUUAUCUUUUUCCAAUCAUCAUUGUUAUUGCGAUCAUAAGCAAAAAUGUAAUUCUUUAGGCAGAUCGAAGGAUUUUCAACCUGAAUAUAAAACGUUUCACAGACAUGAAAAUAAUAAAUUCAUUGAAAAUCGACAUUCAUGGAUAGAAACAAAUCUAAAUGCAGUUAAGGAUAUAUUGGAUUCGAAUCUAAGUACCGAUGAAAAUAUUCAUAAUCGAAGUUGUAUAAGGAAAUAUUCCAAGUCUCUAUCUCAUAAACAUUUACAUUCACCUGUCUUGUUACAUAUGACACCGGUAUCGUCCCUAACAACAACGUCAACAACGACAUCUCAAUACCAACAUGGAUCAAGUUCUUCUGAUGCUGGGAUUUCAAGUCAAACAACUGAAGAUACGGAUGAAAUCAUAGUGCAUAACUGGUUUUCCCCAAGAAUAAAUAAUCAUUAUAGUGUUAGCAAUCAUUCACCCAAUUCUAUUAAUAGUGCUGUCAGUAAUAAUGAUGAUAAUGAUUAUUCACGGGAAGUAUUAGACAAUAAUCAUCAAAUUGAAAAAGUAAAUUAUAGCAGUUUUCAAAAAAUCAUCAAACAUUUUUGCCCUCAACAUGGUCAAGUAAUAAUACCAGAGUGUUUCUAUAACCCCUUAUCAUCAGUCACUGAAGAAGUUGAACCAGGACAAUACAAUAACCAACGAACAUAUGAAUUCACAUUACAAAAUAAUGAAGUAAUUCCACAAAGUGGACAGAAAAAAAAUAAUUCGCUGGAUAUAAAAAAUGUUAGAUUGCCACCGUCAACAAAUGUAACUUAUACAUCAUCGUUCACUAGUCAUAUUAUUUUUAAUAAGUUAAGUGAUAUAGAGAAAAAUGAUGAUUUAUUAUCUGAAACAUGUAAACAAAACAAUACUUUAUCACAAUCUCGGUCAAAUGACCAAAAACAACAACAGCAACAGCUAGAGUCACUGAAUCAGAGGAACAGUAGUUCUUGGUCAAAUGAAACUUGUGAACGCUUUCCUGAACAAAAAGCAAUAAAGCUUAACAUGAUUUUAUGUGCGAUAACUAUAGCCAUGUGGUCACCAUUUAUUACUGCAUCUCUUAGUCAUUUGUUGUUGAGCAACUCAAGUUAUUUUCAUUUAUUAUCCAUUGGAACUUUGAUACAUUUUAAAUGGUUAGCUUACAUGAGUUCUGUAGUCUAUCCUGUUGGAUUUUUACUGGUUGAUUCACAGUUAUGCAGAGCCACAUUUUCACAAAUAUAUUGUCGUAAAUUCUGAAAAAGUUGCAUAUAUUUCCAAACUACUUUUAGAGACUUCCGUAGUAUCCUCUAAAGUAAAUUCAUGGACUGAAAAUUUUGGAAUUUGUCUGGUAUGUGGAGGUUACAGUAAGAUUUCAAAACUGGUACCUUAUAGGUGCACGGAAAUGCGAUACUUCAACAAUAUUGCUUCACAAAUCGUGUAUUUUAAUAAUAUACAAGUAUCUGCUUAAUCCCUCUGUAUUUAUUCCUAUAUGUUAAAAGAAACCGUUAAUCGCUUCGGAUACAUUUGUUUGCCUACACUAUUCAAAUUCUACAUACAGUCAACCUGAUUGUAAAAAGUAGAAAGCUUUGGGAUGAUAUAACUAUAACUAAUAAGAGUUCAUGAAACCAUUGUUGGAAAAUUAAGAUAAACAACAAACUGCCAUGAAAAAUACAUCACACUAUCUCUCGUUCCCAUGUCGUUUAUUUACACCAUAUAUUUAAACGAAGGUUCACCACAAAUUCAAAUGACUUAUCUUCUUUGAAAGGUUCCGUCUGCGUGAGGUCCACGAAGCAUCAUCAUCUUUAAUAGUAUUUUUUGAUAACCUCGUUAAAAUGACUUUUCCUCUACUUGAUAGUCUUAAUAUAUUUUGUUCAUUUUUACUUUAUAUUGUCAAUAGAAUCUAACUCUAUGUUGGCUCGUCUUUUUGAGUGGGGUUGGUUUGUGGCUUUCUGUCAAUUAUAUGAACAGUUUGAAAACGAAAACAAAAUUUUAAGAGAAUGACUCACUUAUUGUUACGGGGUUUGAUUGUACAAUUUAUAAGCCUUUGAGGUUAGAAAACUUUGAGUAGAAAUAUAUAACUGGCUAAUUUUACGCGGCUUACGGUUUGGAUACUAUGAUACCUGAAUAAAUGCUAAUUCACUUUUGUUGUCAAAUGGAAAAGUAAACGACUUUGGGGACUGUUGUUUCAAAAGUGGAAGUGUGCUUUCUUUACCUUUAUCGCUAAGUUCUAACAAAUAUCACGGGAUAAGACAUGCUAUUAGCUUCUAUCUGUAGCUGAAAUUUACCGCUAAUGUUGAGUUGGGGA
Messenger RNA from Schistosoma rodhaini, 3586 nucleotides. Lineage: Eukaryota; Metazoa; Platyhelminthes; Trematoda; Strigeidida; Schistosomatidae. The record is from the annotation of a GenBank genome assembly.